Molecule: messenger RNA, 968 nt
Organism: Ictalurus punctatus (channel catfish)
Lineage: Eukaryota; Metazoa; Chordata; Actinopteri; Siluriformes; Ictaluridae
Gene: exosc6
Product: exosome component 6
Exons: 1
Coding region: 52-864 (270 amino acids)
Biological process (GO): nuclear mRNA surveillance; poly(A)-dependent snoRNA 3'-end processing; U4 snRNA 3'-end processing
Cellular component (GO): nucleolus; nuclear exosome (RNase complex); cytoplasmic exosome (RNase complex)
Source: RefSeq, a predicted model, not a curated record
AAAAAAACAGUACGCAUUUCCGGUUUCGUGCUCACGUGCACAAAGUGAAACAUGCCGGUAGAUACUAAACGUAUCCGUGGACCGGAGUUAUCACAAUCUCCUUUAUUAUUUGUUUCUCCGGUUUCUGAAGUCAGCAGCAGCAGCAGCAGCAGCAGGCAGGGCGUGCGAGGAAACGGUGAUGUUCGCCCGGUAUUCGCGCGCUGCGGACUCGUGAGCCAGGCCAAGGGUUCUGCGUACCUCGAGGCCGGCAACACGAAGAUCAUCUGCUCGGUGUACGGUCCGCGCGAAACGGAGCGCAAGGACGAGACCGACAUGAAAAGCGGGCGCCUCGUAUGCGACUUCCGCCUGGCGCCGUUCUCCUGCCCGAAGCGCGGUGCGUGGAUCCAGGGCGCCGAGGAGCGCGACCUGUCCGCGGCGCUGGCCGAGAGCCUGCAACCCGGCGCGUGCCUGCACCGCUACCCGCGCGCCCAGGUCGACGUGAACGUCGUGGUGCUGGAGAACGACGGCUCCGUCCUGGCGCACGCGGUCACGUGCGCGUCCAUGGCGCUCGCGGACGCCGGCAUCGAGAUGUACGACAUGGUGCUGGGCUGCGCACUGAGGCAGGACGGAGAGCGGUGCCUCGUGGACCCCGACCUGGCGGAGGAGCAGAGCGGCGCGGGGGAGAACCAGGGCCGCGUCGCGGUGGCGCUUCUCCCCAACCUGAACCAGAUUUCCGGGCUGCAGGCGGACGGCGAGAUGCGCGAGGACACGUUAACGGCGGCCGUCAGGACGUGCGUGGAGGGCUGCCACAAGCUGUACCCGGUGGUGCAACAAGCCAUACUGCGGGCAGUUAAAAAGAAAGCACCACCUCCACCUGAGAAAUAAGACUGUUUGUUUUUCUCUUUCUCAAACUACAUGCAUCACUUUCCUAGCGUUUCAACCCUGAUAGAUUUGCAGCAGUUAUGAAAUAUUAAAUGACAUUUAUCACA